This is a messenger RNA of Acanthamoeba castellanii str. Neff, 693 nucleotides long. RefSeq lists its product as uncharacterized. Lineage: Eukaryota; Discosea; Longamoebia; Acanthamoebidae. The record is from RefSeq and is a predicted model, not a curated record. The transcript is spliced from 2 exons. The coding region runs from base 1 to 693 and encodes 230 amino acids.
AUGAAGAAGAACAACGCCGACCUGCGCAAGCAGAACGAGAGCCUGCGCGACAGGGUCGAUGAGCUCGAGAAGUCGGCCACCUCCCGCAGGUCCUCCACCUCCUCCUCCUCCUCCCGGGACAACAAGCCGCCCAGCGUCGAUAAGAAAGAAAUCAAGACCGAACCGGGGACCACGCCCACGCCGACUGCGACGUCGACGCUUGCAGUAGAACCGCAGGCGCAGGCACAGCAGACGGCGGCCGCCGAGCAGGUGGCGGCGGCGGCGGCCAAGAUCGCAGAGUUGGAGAAGGCCACGGGAGAUCUGCUGCAGAAGAACCUCGACCUGGUGCGGAAGAACAUAGACCUCAUCCAGCGGUUCAAGGAGUCGCAGGCCACCAACAUGGCCCUCGAGGCCGCCCUCGCCGAAGCCAACAAGACCGUCGAGGACCUGCGACACAGGUGUGAUGGCCUCCAAGCGAAGAUGAACGAGAUGGAGGAGGAGGAGGUGCGUCGCAAGAGUGAGAAGGUGGAGAAGAAGAUGAAGAAGUUGGAGCAGCAGCUUGCCGCCGAAAACAACGGACCUUCUGACGCCGCUGCUGCCCAGCCCGCCGUCGCCGCCUUGGCCAGUGGCAACCCUACUACUACUGCCACCACCACCACCGCGAUGACACGAACGAACACUGACGGCGCCCCGCAGGCCACCAACGCUCAGUAA